Molecule: messenger RNA, 366 nt
Organism: Dentiscutata erythropus
Lineage: Eukaryota; Fungi; Glomeromycota; Glomeromycetes; Diversisporales; Gigasporaceae
Source: the annotation of a GenBank genome assembly
GACAAUUCUUCAGAUGAUUUACCCAAAACUGAUGUAGAUAAGAAAACUUUACCAAAAAUUGAGGUGAGUACACUAACUAUAUCUCAGCCCAAGCUUCAAAUUUCAGCAGAAUUAGCACAGUCAAAAGCCUCCUACGCCUCUCCAAAACUCUUCCCAUUCAAGAGAAAGCUAUCAAAAGAGAUGUGUAAUCCAGUUAUUAAUAAACUAAUUUCACAUUUUACUGACUCGCCAAAGUUAGAUAAGAAUUGUAGUAUCGAUACUGAAGAGCCAGGAAUUCCAUAUGAUGAUGUACUAAAAGCAUAUUCUAGUAAUUUGGAACUAAUUCAAGAGUUAAAAACUCAAUGCUUCACAAUACCCAUCCCUUGA